Molecule: messenger RNA, 1704 nt
Organism: Gastrolobium bilobum
Lineage: Eukaryota; Viridiplantae; Streptophyta; Magnoliopsida; Fabales; Fabaceae
Product: putative ubiquitin-conjugating enzyme E2 38
Exons: 6
Coding region: 78-1466 (462 amino acids)
Molecular function (GO): ubiquitin conjugating enzyme activity
Source: RefSeq, a predicted model, not a curated record
UGUCCCUUGGUUUGCACCACCUGAGUACUCCAUCUCUCUACUCUCUUGUGAAGUGGGGUUUGGGGGCUUUGAUUCUCAUGGAUCAUCAUGGGACUCUCCAGAAUUCUGGGAUGAAGAAACGAAAGCAGGAGCAGGAUGGCUUGGUCAAUAAUCAUGAAAAUUCCAUGAUUGUGGGAGAAUCAUCUGGUAGUGUUGAUCUCUGCAAGAGUUCUACCUCGGGAUCACUGAAUUCGAACAAUCCCAAUGGUUCAAAUUCUGAUAUUUCAUGUCAGGAUGAUGAUGAUAUGAUUGAUGAUGAUGAAGAUGAAGAUCCUGAUUAUGGCUCGGAUUUUUAUUACAAUGAUGAUGUCUAUGCAGACGAUUAUUCAAGUAUGCAGGAUCAAUUUGACAGUGUGGACUUGCCUCCUGGUGUAGAAGCAUCUCUGCCUUGGUUGAAGGACAUACCUUCUAGCGAAUGCAAGCAUGCUAUUGCUUUUGCCCAUGCAGAAUCUAGUUCUAAGGGAAAAGUAGAUGUAACUGAAGAUACAGUGAUGCAAAAAUUUGGACAAUUUAAGCAAUUUGAUACUGUUGAUUCUUAUCCUGAUCAUUACUAUGAUAAGGAGGGCGCUUCAGAGCCGCAGCGACCUAAGAAUUGGGCCAAAAAAAUCCAGGAGGAAUGGAAAAUUUUGGAGGAAAAUUUGCCAGAAACAAUCUUUGUGAGAGUUUGUGAAUCUAGGAUGGAGCUUUUAAGGGCUGUCAUCAUUGGACCUCAAGGAACCCCAUACCAUGAUGGUCUUUUCUUUUUUGAUUGCCUCUUCCCAUCUACCUACCCUGCUGGUCCACCAAAAGUUCACUACCACUCAGGUGGCCUUAGGCUAAAUCCAAAUUUAUAUCAAUGUGGAAAAGUCUGCCUCAGUCUUUUGGGCACUUGGCAUGGUAGGAAUAGCGAAAACUGGAUUCCAGAAAAAUCAACCAUGCUACAAGUCUUGGUUUCUAUUCAAGCUCUGAUUCUGAAUGAAAAGCCCUUUUUUAAUGAGCCUGGAUAUUCAUCAACUUAUACUGGUGCGGAGGGGCAAAGAAGAUCUAAGGAGUACAAUGAGAAUACAUUCAUUUAUUCCUUGAAGACAAUGAUGUAUACACUGCGUAAACCUCCAAAGCACUUUGAGGAUUUGGUUGCGGGGCAUUUCCGAACACGAGCUUAUGACAUACUGACAGCAUGUAGUUCAUAUGUUGAGGGGGCUCCAGUUGGCUCAGUUGUACAUAAUCUUGCUCAAAGUAGUAAUAAUAGUACCACCACUAACAGCCAAAAAGAAUUUCAGUCAGCUGUGAGUAGGAUGAUGAAUACUCUUAUUGCUUUUUUCACCAAAAAUGGCUCCAUGGACUGUGAGGAGUUUCGUUCUCCUGAGAUUUAUAGUUUAUCUGCCGUGGCUACUUCAAACUUGGAGAUUUACAAGAUAGAAACUGGCACAGCAUUAACCCAGGUCUGAAUGUCCUUAGGUAGUUUAUGCUGUGAAUGAUGCGUAGUGGGAUCUUUCUUUGUUUUUCUUUUUCUUUUUCUUACUCCUAGUGGCGAUUUUGAUGUCCCACAUCGUGAUUCUCGUUGCUGGCUAUAGCACCUAGUUGUAAAGAAUGACAUGCUAGUUUAGCUUUUCAGAAGAUGGUUCCAUGUUUCUUAUAUGUCGCUUGUUUCUAUCAUAAAAUGUUAAUAUUUUCAUGAGAUUAUCA